This is a messenger RNA of Carassius auratus (goldfish), 3525 nucleotides long. RefSeq names its product serine/threonine-protein kinase ULK3-like. NCBI's taxonomy places the organism in Eukaryota, Metazoa, Chordata, Actinopteri, Cypriniformes, Cyprinidae. The record is from RefSeq and is a predicted model, not a curated record. The transcript has 13 exons. Gene Ontology annotation, cellular component: cytosol; phagophore assembly site; cytoplasm. Gene Ontology annotation, biological process: autophagosome assembly; response to starvation; piecemeal microautophagy of the nucleus. Gene Ontology annotation, molecular function: ATP binding; protein serine/threonine kinase activity. The coding region runs from base 627 to 1943 and encodes 438 amino acids.
AUGAGAUCAGAAAACACUUCUGACAUUUCUUUUCUGUGAAAAAUAUAUCAUUGCUCUUUUUGUUGUUUUUGAUUGCUUCCACUGUCUUCAUCUGUAAGUCGCUUUGGAUAAAAGCGUCUGCUAAAUGAAUAAAUGUAAAUGUAAAUAUAAAAAGAUAACACAGCACCGCAGAAGGCUAUAUAUAACAGUCUAAUCUUGUCAACACUGAGCAACAAAAGCUGUCAAACGUUUACAGACAGUCGUUUACUCGAGCAUAGGCUUCAGUAAUUCAUUUUAUUUUGUGUACACGUGCAGGAACAAAUCUAAUAUCGCGCUUAUUAACUAAUUUUGUCCCCAAUCCGGCCGAGUGACGUGCGCGUUCUAGAUUCCGCUGCGUGACCGCGGCGAUGACGUCAGUUCGCGGAAGUAAACAGACCGCAGCGCUUCGCAUAUAAACACGUUUAUGAAGUGUAUAAGAUUAUAUGAUCAUGAAGUAAGUAGUAUACGAGUAUCAUCGAUACAGUAAACAGCCCGUGGUUGAACUGUACGCUUGAAUGACCCUGAUCCGGGCAGGAGAAAGCGCCGUGCUCGUGAUUAUGCUGUAAAUAUUAUUGAUUAUUGGUUGAUUGAUUGAUGUUCGGGUCGGAAUGGCUGCGGGUUUCGCUCCCCCGAAGCUCAAAGACUUUAUUCUCACCGAGAAACUGGGAAGCGGCACAUAUGCGACAGUUUAUAAAGCUUUCAGAAAGGUUGGUUGGUUUCAGACGGACAGCAGGGAGGCGGUGGCUGUGAAGGUGGUCAGUAAGAAAACUCUGAAUAAAAGCUCAAUGGAGAACCUGCUGACAGAGAUUGAGAUCCUGAAAACAGUCCGGCAUCCUCACAUAGUGCAGCUCAAAGACUUCCAGUGGGACAGUGAGAACAUCUAUCUGAUUCUGGAGUGGUGUUCAGGAGGAGAUCUGUCACGGUUUAUACGCAGCUGCCGGAUUCUUCCAGAGAGAGUCGCUCGUCACUGCCUACAGCAGAUCGCAUGUGCUCUUCAGUUUCUCCACGAGAGGAACAUCUCUCACCUGGACCUGAAACCACAGAACAUCCUUCUGAGUGGAAACACGCUGAAGCUGUCAGAUUUUGGUUUUGCGCAGUACAUGAGCCCGUGGGACGAGCAGCAGGCUCUGAGAGGAUCUCCGCUCUACAUGGCUCCAGAGAUGGUCUGCAGACGCCAUUAUGACGCUCGAGUGGAUCUGUGGUCCGUCGGGGUCAUUUUAUACGAAGCUUUAUUUGGACGAGCGCCCUUCGCCUCUCGCUCUUUUGCUGAACUAGAAGAGAAGAUCCGCAGUGAGAAACCCAUCGAGCUGCCGUCGGGAGCGAGAGUUUCUCGUGACUGUCGUGAUCUGCUGCUGCGGCUGCUGGAGCGAGACCCGGACAGCCGCAUCACGUUUGAGGAGUUCUUCCUGCAUCCGUUCGUGGAUCUGGAGCACAUGCCCAGCGCCGAGAGCCUCGGGAAGGCCAAAGCGCUGGUGAUGCAGGCGGUGCAGAAGGACCAGGAUGGAGAGCGUUCGGCUGCGUUAUCUCUCUACUGUAGUGCACUCGAACACUUCGUUCCUGCCAUUCACUAUGAGACGGACAGACAGAGGAAGGAAGCGCUGAGACAAAAGGUGAAUCAGUAUGUUUCUCGUGCCGAGGAGCUCAAAGCGCUGGUCAGAUCGGACAACAAGAUCAGUUUUGAGGAGGCGAGAUCAACCAGGAACAUAUUAAUAGAAAUGUCUAGAGAUCAGCCGCGUUUAUUGGCUGCCCUGGAAGUGGCGUCCACUGCUGUUGCCCAGGAGGAGAGCGGAGCGGAGGACUACGACACGCUUGAUCUGUACCAGCAGAGUCUGGGCGAGCUGCUGCUGGCGCUAGCAGGUAAACGAUCAUUUGUGUUAUCUGUUAUUAUUAUUAUUUAUAAAACACAGGUGUCCGUUUUAUUAUGAAGGCUAGCAACCACCAAGUAACAGCUUAAAAUACCAUAGCAACCAUCAAGCAACAGCCUGGCAACCAUCAGAAUACCCUAGUAACUGCUUAGCAACAGGUGUAAACACUCAGAGCUCUCAGGCAACCAGCUAGUGAGAGCCUAGCAACAUCCCGAAUACCCAAGCAACUGCUUAGUAACAACACAGAAUACCAUAGCAACCACCUAGCGACAGCCUAGCAGCCACCUACUAAUAACCCAGAACAACAUAUCAACCAUCAAGCAAUAGCUUAGCAACCAUAAUAAUACCCUAGCAACCACUUAGCAAUGUAUGGAAACACUCAGAACACCCUAGCAACCACCUAGUAACAACACAGAAUAAAACAGCAAACACCUAGCAACAGCCUAGCAACAAUCAGAACACCCUAGAAACUGCCUAGCAACCAACAGAAUACAAAAACAAGAUAGUGAACAUCCUAAAAGCCACCUAGCAACAAACAGAAUUAUCUAGAAACUGCUUAGCAACAGGUGUAAACACUUAAAGCACUAAAGCAACCACCUAGUGAGAGCCUAGCAACCAUCCAGAACAUUUUUGCAACCACCUAGUAACAACAGAAUAAAAUAUCAACAGUUUAGCAACCAUCAGAAUAUCCUAGCAACUGCUUAGCAACGUUUGUAAACACUCAGAACACCACCAAGCAUCCUCAAAAUCAACCAGAAUACCACAGAAACCACUGAGCAACAGCCUAGCGACAUCCCAAAUACCAUAGCAACCUUUUGGCAACAUGUGGAAACUCUCAGAACAGCGUAGCGACAACCUAGUAACACUACAGAAUACCAUAGCAACCACCCAGUACACACUGGUGAGUGAGUGUUGGACGAACAUCACUGACACUUUUUCCUGAAAAUUAAAAAAGUUUCUUCGUAAUCUGGUGAUUGUUAGAGGAGGAGGGACGUCAGGCGUCCAGAUGUGAUGCGAGCGGUUGCCAGGUCAGCGUGUGUGGUACGAUCAUCUGGAUCUCAUCUUCAUUCUCAGAGUUAUUAAAUACUGAACCAAAUGAAGACCGUUAUCUCUCAAACUCCUCGAGAGCUCCCAGAUCUCUGCUCACUGCAGGUUUUGUUUGGCCGCUACGCACCCGAUGUUGAUCUGUUAGGCUGCUAAUGUCAGCGCUAGCCUGAUGAAAACAGCUUAGGACUCAGUGUGCAGGACUAGUUCCUCCAGAUCACGAAAUAUUCAACUGUUGUGCCGUUAUUUUAUCGAUAAAGAAACAGACAAAAAGAAUCCCCAUAUUUACACUGAAGAAGAGAUUUUAUGUAAUACUUUCAUUGCUCUUCCAACUACACGACAGUUUGCUAAAACCCACACAAAAAAACAUAAAAGCAUAGAAUCAUGUUAAAUCCCAAUCAGAAAACCUUGAAUAAACUACAUAAUGUGCUAAAACCCUCAGAACACCAGAGUAACCACAUAGCAGCGUGCUGAAACCUGCUAGUUACUCUCUGGAGGAUUAAAAAAAGAAGUCAGUGUUAUCUUGUGUGUGUGUGUGUGUGUGUGUGUGUGUGUGUGUGUGUGUGUGUGUGAAGCCGUCCGCAGUGAUUUGUGUUGU